Molecule: messenger RNA, 2352 nt
Organism: Astyanax mexicanus (Mexican tetra)
Lineage: Eukaryota; Metazoa; Chordata; Actinopteri; Characiformes; Acestrorhamphidae
Gene: gmeb2
Product: glucocorticoid modulatory element binding protein 2
Exons: 10
Coding region: 379-1887 (502 amino acids)
Biological process (GO): positive regulation of transcription by RNA polymerase II
Cellular component (GO): nucleus
Molecular function (GO): RNA polymerase II cis-regulatory region sequence-specific DNA binding; DNA-binding transcription activator activity, RNA polymerase II-specific
Source: RefSeq, a predicted model, not a curated record
UCUGUUUUCACCAUCGAGGAACCCGAGGAGGAGAGCAUGGCGUCGUCGUUAAUAAGGACGGACGCAAGCCGGUGUUGGCGUGAGGCGAAGGGAAUUGUCGCACAAUGCACGCAAGGGUCAGACAGAGCUUCACGGAAGUGAGAGACCCCGAGGCAGGAGGGGCACAGGGUGUGCGGGUCGUCUGGCUGCAGCGGCGCGAAGCACGCUCGACAGGCAAUAGGCCCCAUAGCAGGCGGUGCACACAGAGGAUCCACGGCGGACGGGAGUAAUACGCACACGGUUAUUGGACCAGCGAUGCAGUAGGCCGUGGCGAGCGAGUGCAGCUGAUAUCUGACAGUGAGAAAGAAGUGAGGGGCUGGUGUACAUGUGACCGACCCCAUGGCCUCAUCCUCCGAGGUUAACGUCCAUGUGGAGGAGGUGGUGGUGGUGACCACUCCCGACGGCUCAGACGCGAGCCCCUCGGGGGAGGAGGUGAAGAACAUGCUAGAAACUGCAGCCCUGGAACAACCUGGGGCGGACAUUAUGGAGCAGAGUUUGGAGUCAGAAUCCAGUCCAACCACCAUCUCCCUGCCAAAGGAAGCAGUUCUUGUAAAGAUUUCAGAAGAUGUGGACAUGGAGGCAGACAUCCUUUAUCAAAUAACGUGUGGAGACAGCAAGGCUGACCUAGUGUGGAAGAAAUUUGUCUGCCCUGGCAUCAACGUCAAAUGUGUACAGUUCAACAAUCACCUGAUCAGUCCAAAAGAGUUUGUGUACCUGGCUGGAAAAUCCACUCUGAAAGACUGGAAGAGAGCGAUUCGCCUCAAUGGGACAAUGUUAAGGAAGAUCAUGGACUCUGGAGAGCUAGACUUCUACCAGCACUCCAAGCUCUGCUCCAACACGUGCCGCAGCACAAAGAUCGAUCUUGUGGGGACCCGAGCCUCACUCAGCAGCCAGCAGUCCACCGAGACUGUGCCUGCCACGCCAGUUUCUGCUGAUGUUAAUGGAUCUCCAGCCACAUUCCCCACAGAAACAUCUGACGACAGUACAGAAUGGGUCACAGCUAUAGGAGAGGACACCAUGAUGUUCUGGAGAGGUCUGAAGGACAUGGGGCUGCUGGAUGACAUCAUGGAAGAUCUGCAGAAAGAGAUUGAGGAAAUCCUCCAAGGCAUGCAGGAGCGUAUCCAGGAGUUGCCCCUCCAGAUGAAAGAUGCAGCUCUGCUUAACAACAUUGUACAGAACUUUGGUAUGUUGGACCUGGUGAAGAAGGUGUUGGCCAGCCAUAAGAGUGAAAUGGACCGCUGCAGAGAACAGUACACUCGAAGCUUAGUGGCUCUAGAACAGCAGUGUGACGAGCACCGCAAGCGUGCAAAAGAACUGAAGAGCAAAUCCCAACAUCUCAACAACGUCCUCAUGACUCUGACCCCUGUGGCCACACCUCCGACUCCCAAACGACCCCGCCUAACUCGAGCCGUCUCUGGCCCCGCCUCUGUGACGGUGAAUCCACCCACACAGUUCACCCUGCCUGUCACUCAGCUCACAGGAAUCCCUUUGGACAAAAUCCUCUCGGCCAUGGGGACACCCGUCCCAGCCCAGGCGCCUAUGUUCGGCGGAUACACGGUAUUAACGUCUUCAGGUGGGGCGGAACUGCAGCCUGACUCCAACCUGACUGUCCUGAGCUCAGCUGCUGUCCAGGAGGGGCCAGGAGGACCUGCGAUCGUUAAAGUGGUCAGCCCCUUUCAGCUGGUGACUCUGCCCACACUGCAGAACCUGGCUGCACCAGCAGGGGGAGCCUUAGGGAGCACUGUAGUGGCACUGCCUGUGAACACAGCUGCUGUAGAGACUGUAGGAGCUCAGAUAGAAGAAACAGUGGAGGAAAGCCCGGAAGAGCAGGAUAAAGACAGUCCGUGAGAGACCGAGAAAGCAGAGGAAACAUUCCAACCAAACCAGGGUAUUGAAAGAAAUGGGAAAGUUGUGAGGUGUUCUCUUGUGAAUGAGAUUAAACACUGUCCAACAUGCUAAUGGCAAGACUAUGUAAAUCAAGAGUUGGAGUGAUGCCUUAUAGGGUUGCCAGAUGAAUGAGAUAUUCUAUUUCUGGAUAUCAUUUCACAUUCCUUGAUCCAAAUGUGAAGUCAGCCACCGCUUCUUUUUUUGAAAGUGUUUAGAGGAAAGCACCAGAUCUCCAGCUUUUGAUACAAAAAGAUGCUUGUGCUCCCCCAGGAGAGAGCAUGGACAACUGUGAUUUUUCAGACUCUGCUGAGCCAUUCUAAACCAUUUCAAAGCUUAUUUUGAAAAGAUAGAUUCUGCUCUUUGUAUUCAUUCCUCUGUAUAAACAUUUGUUAAUAUUGUAAAACAUAAACUGAGGUGCCGCCCUAA